Molecule: messenger RNA, 1399 nt
Organism: Thalassophryne amazonica
Lineage: Eukaryota; Metazoa; Chordata; Actinopteri; Batrachoidiformes; Batrachoididae
Exons: 4
Coding region: 167-1030 (287 amino acids)
Source: RefSeq, a predicted model, not a curated record
AGAAAUCCUUGAGAAACUGGCUGAAAGCAUCUUUCUGUAUGUUGCCUACCCCACAAGUGCGCAGUUAGCCGAUGUUGCUGAGGCACUAAUUCAGAAACAUCCUUGCCUUAAAGAACCAGGGUCAUAUAAUGGAUGCUACGCAUGGCAACAAAGACUGAAAUAUAAAAUGGCCAGCUAUAGAUCUAAAUUGAGAGGGCUUGGAUGUCCUGAGCUUGAUGUGAACUCUCUCAAAAAGAAGCGAGCACAUGAGAAAGCACCCGCAAAGAAUAUCAAAAAGCCAAAAAGGGCAGAGGUGAACUAUUUACCUCCUCACCCACAAGGAGAAACGGAAGGAACUUUGGAAAAUGUAAGAUUGGAGCUCCUUGAUGAAGUAAAGAAGAGGAGCAAGUGCCAGGUCAUCAGUGAGAAAAUGGCAAAGACAUUCUCCAUUCGCAGGCAGGAAGGUGUCAAUCAAGCACCAUCAAUCAGUGACUUGAGAGACCGAUGGCCUGGUCUUUUCGAUGCAACUCAGAUAAACAAAGAAUUCAGAAGGAUCACCACUGUUGGCCUUGAGACAACAUUCAUGGCAAAACUGGACCAAUAUACCCCGAAAAUAAUGGCACUGGUGUCGUCAAGAGGAGGAGCUGCAAAAAUGAAGAUUCAGCACAUAAAGAAAAUGCUGCUAGAGGAACCGUCUGUAGAAAGGAGGAGAGAAGCUGCAAUCCGUAGCUUAAUUGUGUACCUGAGAGAACAGGAACAGGAUCUCUUCAAAGAACAGUUGGAUGGUGAUGAAGUCGUGAAGAUUGCUGUGAGCAGAGGGUCAUCUGAACCAGCCAAUGCAACAGUGGUGAUUGAGGGAGAAGAAGUCCUGGAUGGCCUGACUGUCCCAAGAGCAUGUGCCUUGCGCAUGGGACUUAUGUAUGCACUCAACCUGUGCUACCCAAAAGAAAUAAAAAGCACUUUUGAGGCAUUUCAAAAGAUAUUCCUUGAGCUGGAUGCUCUGAGAGCUAGUCCCAAGGUAAUGUCUCUUAAAAGUAAACUGCUGUACUAAAAAUUAGGCUGCAUUCUAUUUCUGUAAAUGUUGGACUGUUAUAUUUGUGUUCGUUCUUGGUACAACAUACAGCACCUGUAUUGUUGCCAGUGGGUUACUGAUUAACACACACAGCUAAAACAAAUGCAGUUACAUGCAACAGUCAUUUCAUUUAAUGAUAAUUUUGAAAAAUUUUAAUUUUUUGUACUUUUGAGGAGUUAUCAAUAUUUAGACCUCCACUGAAAUACAUAUAGUGGGGCAAAAAAGUAUUUAGUCAAUCACCAAUUGCGCAAGUUCUCCCACUUAAAAAGAUGAGAGAGGCCUGUAAUUUGCAUCAUAGGUUCUCCUCAACAAUGAGAGACAAAACGAGAAAAAAAAUCCAGAAAAUCA